AAACCAUGAAGGCACCAAAUUGAUCACUGGACUUCCAUGCAACCAAGCCCAGAUCCCCGGGGGAUAAAAGGGGCACCCGCAUUCCCUUCCCUCAGAGAGCUGCUGAGUCUCUCUGGCUGCGCAGGGCCCUUCUCUGGUGCCGUGAUGAACCGGGCGCUCAGCAUGAGGACAGGGGGUGGAGGCCGAUCCUACAGCGCUGCCUCGGCCAUAAUUCCGAGUGGCAACAGGGCUGGCUUUAGCUCUGUGUCCGUGGCGCGAGCGGGAGGAGGCGGAGGUGGCUUUGGGAGGCUCAUUGGAGGAGGUGGCGGCGGCGGUGCUGGUGUUGGUGGAGGUUUUGGCAGCAGGAGCCUCUACAACCUUGGUGGGAGCAAGAGGAUUUCCAUCGGGGUUGGAAGCAGCUACCGAGCGGCGUUUGGGAGCGGAGGUGCUGGUGGCUCCGGCCUGGGAGGUGGUGGAGGAGGCGGAUUUGGUGGUGGUGGAGCUGGUGGUGGCCUCGGGCUGGGGCUCGGUGGUGGAGGAGGUGGGUUUGGUGGUGGCGGAGCUGGUGGUGGCCUUGGGUUGGGGCUCGGUGGUGGCGGUGGCGGAUUUGGCUUUGGUGGAAGUCCUGCUGGGCUUGGCUUUGGUGGUGGGCAUGGAGGUGGUGGAGGGCUUGGCUUUGGUGGGAUGGGYGGGCUGGGAGGAUUCCCCGCAGGGCUGGGCGGUGGCAGGAGUCCAGCGGGGUUUCCUGGUGGCCCUUCUGGAGUGGGCACAAUCCARGAAGUGACCGUCAACCAGAGUCUGCUGGCCCCGCUGAACCUGGAGAUAGAUCCRAACAUCCAGCAGGUGCGGAAGGAUGAGAAGGAGCAGAUCAAGACCCUCAACAACAAAUUUGCUUCCUUCAUUGACAAGGUUCGCUUCUUGGAGCAGCAGAACAARGUGCUGGAGACCAAAUGGACCCUCCUGCAGGAGCAGGGCCAAAAAAACAACUCCAGCAAGAGCAACCUGGACCCGCUGUUCGAGGCCUACAUCAACAACCUGCGGCGGCAGCUGGCCAACCUGCUCAACGAGCGCGGACGCAUGGACGGCGAGCUCAAGAACAUGCAGGACCUGGUGGAGGACUUCAAGAACAAGUAUGAAGAGGAAAUCAACCGGCGCACAGCAGCAGAGAACGAAUUCGUGGUGCUCAAGAAGGAUGUGGAUGCUGCUUACAUGAACAAGGUGGAGCUGGAGGCCAAGGUGGACGCCCUGAGUGAUGAACUCAACUUCCUUCGGGCCCUCUAUGAAGCGGAGCUGGCCCAGCUCAGUGCCCAAGUGUCCGACACCGCCGUCAUCCUGUCCAUGGACAACAACCGGGACCUGGACCUGAGCAGCAUCAUCGCUGAGGUCAAAGCUCAGUACGAGGACAUCGCCAACCGGAGCCGYGCCGAGGCCGAGGCGUGGUACCAAACCAAGUUCGAGGAGCUGCAGGCCACGGCUGGGAAACAYGGUGACGACCUGCGCAACACCAAGGGCGAAAUCUCAGAGCUCAACCGGCUCAUCCAGAGGAUCCGCUCCGAGAUCGAGAACACGAGGAACCAGUGUGCCACCCUACAGACGGCCAUCGGAGACUCUGAGGAGCGUGGGGAGCUGGCCCUCAAGGACGCCAAGGCAAAGAUGAUUGAUCUGGAGGACGCCCUGCAGAAAGCCAAGGCYGACAUGGCCCGGCAGCUCCGCGAGUACCAGGAGCUCAUGAACGUCAAGCUGGCCCUGGACAUCGARAUYGCGACCUACARGAAGCUGCUGGAGGGCGAGGAGAGCAGGCUCAGCGGGGAGGGACUGAACCCCAUCAGCUACUCGGUCAUCAGCUCCAGCUCUGGCAUGGCUGGUGGACCUGGCUUAGGAGGAGGAUUUGGUGGACUGAGCCUGAGUGGAGGAGGCGGCGGAGGCGGUUUUGGCCUUGGAGGAGGAGGUGGAAGCGGUUUUGGCCUUGGAGGAGGUGGUGGAAGCGGUUUUGGCCUUGGAGGAGGCGUUGGAAGUGGUUUUGGCCUUGGAGGAGGCGGCGGGAGCGGUUUCGGUCUCGGAGCUGGCAGUGGAGGAGGAGGAGGAGGAGGCUACAGCUUUGGAAGUGGAGGAGGACUUGGACUCGGGGCUGGAGGUGGUCUUGGAGGCGGAUUUGGAGGAGGGAGUGGUCUGRGCACCGCCGGUGGCUACGGCCACGCUGGAGGCGGCAGCAGCGCCCUGAGCACCAGCGGAGGGAAUUUCAGCUCUGGAAGUGCRAAAGGCACCAACCCGGGUGUGAAAAUCGUCUCCAAAACCUCCUCCAGCAAAAAGAGCAUCAAGAGCCAAAGCCUGAAGAAYGCCACAGAGCCUGAGUAAAGCCAAGCCCAGACCCUCCCGGGGUUCCUGCGUUUCUCCUGCCCCAUUUUCACCCACCUGCUCCUCUCCAGCUGCCUCUGCCCUGCUCCUGCUCUGUAGUUCUCAUGCAUUUGGAUCUCAAGUCAAGAAAAGCAGCAGAACACACAAAAAACUGGAGCUCUCCAAGUCCCUGAAAUGGGAGUAAAAGGAAAACACUGGCCGGAGUGAUUGUUCUGGAUGGAGAAUUGGUUUUGUUUUCCAUUUGUUUGUUUCUAAUAAGGCCGAGCAGUUAGUUUGGGAUCAAGGCCACCCACAGCCAUCAGCCAAAAGAGAGCAAACAGCAGGGAAGGUUUUAGCUCAGCUCUGGCCCCAGAAGCCCAGAAAUGGGGUGAGAAUGAGUGUUUAUCUCACCCUGCCUUGCCUUCACUGCUGGGAUGAGCCCAACUCGCUCCUCCACAGGAGCAGCUCAUCUUUAUUGGAGACCUGGGUCAUUUUUCUGCUGUGUAGAAAUACCCCUGGAGGCUGCUCAGAGAUCCCAGGCAGUGGCUUGUAAGGCCCCCCUUAAAAUAUCCUUCAUUCUGAGUCACUCUGGUGAGAUGGAAAAUCCCUCUUUUCUCCAUUCACAGCCAAGUUUUGAAAGAUACGAUUCUUCAGAUAUUGCCAAGUUUGGAAUAAUAUGAUUCUUCCAGGUAUCGCCAAGUUUGGAAUAAUAUGAUUCCUCCAGAUUUUGCCAAGUUUGGAAUAAUAUGAUUCCUCCAGAUUUUGCCAAGUUUUGCCGCUGAGUCAGCUCCAGGCACUUGAGCCUGGCCAGGGGUUCAGAGUGUUAAUGUUCGAGCUGCAACCUGAGAUCCUUCCACCCACGCAUGAGAACUCAAUGUGCCACGAGCUUAUCAAAAAGCUUUUCCCAAAUCACUCUCCUGCUCCUGUCCUUUCUCUUCUUAAAUGAGUUUGCCCACAGUGGCACCUUACACAUAACCCUGGCGGUUGUUUUUGUCAGAGGAUUCACCAGUAAUUGAUCCAACACCAUGGAAAAGGGCUUGUUUUCUAAAUGAUAGGAUUUUAAAAUUCUAAAUAAUGUCUGAGUCC
Messenger RNA from Malurus melanocephalus (red-backed fairy wren), 3399 nucleotides. Its product is annotated as keratin, type II cytoskeletal 5-like. Gene Ontology annotation, cellular component: keratin filament. Gene Ontology annotation, biological process: intermediate filament organization; keratinization. Bases 37 to 2334 code for a protein of 765 amino acids. The transcript has 9 exons. Lineage: Eukaryota; Metazoa; Chordata; Aves; Passeriformes; Maluridae. The record is from RefSeq and is a predicted model, not a curated record. Gene Ontology annotation, molecular function: structural constituent of skin epidermis.